This is a messenger RNA of Knipowitschia caucasica, 540 nucleotides long. NCBI's taxonomy places the organism in Eukaryota, Metazoa, Chordata, Actinopteri, Gobiiformes, Gobiidae. The record is from the annotation of a GenBank genome assembly.
AUGGAUAAAAACAGUUUGGACAGACUUCUUUAUAAGCAGGUCGUGUGGUGGGCUGUCUGCUCCCCUCAGCGGGUCCAUCAGGAGGAGUCCCCUGCUCUCUCUGCUCCCUCUUCUCCCUCUGCUCUCUCUCCUCCCUCUGCUCUCUCUGCUCCCUCUCCUCCCUCUGCUCUCACUGCUCCCUCUGCUCCCUCUGCUCCUUCUGCUCUCUCUGCUCCCUCUCCUCCCUCUGCUCUCACUGCUCCCUCUGCUCCUUCUGCUCUCUCUGCUCCCUCUCCUCCCUCUGCUCUCACUGCUCCCUCUGCUCCCUCUGCUCCUUCUGCUCUCUCUCUGCUCCCUCUCCUCCCUCUGCUAUCACUGCUCCCUCUGCUCCUUCUGCUCUCUCUGCUCCCUCUGCUCCCUCUGCUCCCUCUGCUCUCUCUGUUCCUUCUGCUCCCUCUGCUCCUUCUGCUCCCUCUGCUCCCUCUUCUCCUUCUGCUCCUGCUGUUUUGUACAUGUGUAAAAUCACCAACACUGACUUGGGACAAUGGAGUCAUGGAGUAA